AUGCAUUGGGCUGUCCAAAGUAAGAAGGACCAAAUGCUGGAAGCUCCUAACCCAAAUAACAGCAACAUAACUAAUGAGAUUUGGACCCAACAGACUGAAAAUAAUGAAGAUGGAUUGUCAGAUGGGAACAGGGAGCAAGAAGAUGUUGCAAUUCCUGAUGUGAAAGCACAGUCUUCAAAGAAUCCAGACUCCCCAAGAUUUUCAGAGGCAAAUCACUGGCACUUGCGUUUCCGCUGGUCAGGGGAUACUCCAUCAGAGCUUCUGAGGAAGUUCAGAAACUAUGAGAUCUAAAAUGCAAAAUACACAGGAGUGUGAGGUCAUCUGUUCAGCAAUUCAGUAUUUUUUUGGUCAGCAGUUAUUUGUAUUUUGUAUUAAUUUAUUGUGAUAUAAGCAUUGUUCGAAUAAAUG
Molecule: messenger RNA, 408 nt
Organism: Leptosomus discolor (cuckoo roller)
Lineage: Eukaryota; Metazoa; Chordata; Aves; Leptosomiformes; Leptosomidae
Source: RefSeq, a predicted model, not a curated record